This is a messenger RNA of Ilyonectria robusta, 3401 nucleotides long. RefSeq lists its product as uncharacterized. Gene Ontology annotation, biological process: regulation of DNA-templated transcription. The transcript is spliced from 9 exons. Lineage: Eukaryota; Fungi; Ascomycota; Sordariomycetes; Hypocreales; Nectriaceae. The coding region runs from base 123 to 2921 and encodes 932 amino acids. The record is from RefSeq and is a predicted model, not a curated record. Gene Ontology annotation, molecular function: DNA-binding transcription factor activity, RNA polymerase II-specific; zinc ion binding; oxidoreductase activity, acting on the CH-OH group of donors, NAD or NADP as acceptor.
CACACCUCUUGCACCAGGUUGUGGUUAUAGAAUAAGAGUGACACAAUGGCUUCUUUACAACCUAUAUUGCCUCCAUCGAGAUCGACCGAUCUGAUCAUAUAAUCAAUCAACCUUACAGCACAAUGGCUUCGACACAAUUUCGUUUGCUGAGGGGCAAGACCGCUUGUAUCACUGGCGGCACGACUGGCAUUGGUCGGGCAAUCACCCUGGAGUACCUCCGUCAAGGAGCCAAUGUGGCAGUCAACCAUCUCGGUCUUGCAAAGGACGAGCAACUCAAGAAAAGCUUGAUUAAGGAGGCAGAGGACAUCAGAAGCCAGGGCACGAAGGACUCCCCAGCCGGCGAGCUAAUUGAGAUUGCCGGCGAUACCACGAACCCAGAAACAGGGCGGCAGCUUGUCGAAAGUGCUGUGAAGAAAUGGGGGUCCCUGGACAUUUUCGUUGCCAAUGCCGGAAUAUUCAAGGCGGCUGAAUUCCUCACGCUCGACAAGGAGCUCUUUGACCGGACAAUGCAAGUCAACGUGAACGGCGCAUUCUAUUCGUGCCAAGCAGCAGCUCAGCAGAUGGUGAAGCAAGGAAACGGCGGCGCCAUCAUUGGGAUUUCUUCCAUCAGUGCUCUGGUUGGAGGAGGUCUACAGACGCAUUAUACACCCACAAAGGCCGCCGUCUCGUCCAUGAUCCAGUCGAUGGCUAUUUCGCUGGCAAAGCACAAGAUCAGAUGCAAUGCUUUGUUGCCAGGUACGAUCCAUACGCAACUCGCGGAGGAGGAUAUGCAAAACGAGGUGAAGCGCAAGUAUCUAGAACACCGCAUCCCGAUGGGUCGCGUGGGCAAGCCGCAGGACUUGGCAGGCCCCGCGGUGUUUCUCGCCAGCGAGCAGCUGAGCGGAUACAUGACGGGAUCACAGGUGCUGGUAGACGGCGGCAUGUUUGUUCAUUUGCACCGAUGGUUUUGUGACUUCCGACUCCCCGCAAUGUUCUCAUUUCCCCGCUACAAGUCGCACCCACACUUUCGGCACCUCCGCCGCCACUCCGGGCACGGAACUCUCGCGCUCCGCAGCGAGUCCUCUCCGCCUGGCCGGCAGUACACCCGAGGCCGCUUGUCCCGCGGACGUGGCCUGCGAAACACAACAGGAUGCCUCAACUGUCGCCGUCGCCAUGUGAAAUGCGACGAAGGCAAACCUGCAUGCCGCGCAUGUGUCAAAAUCGGCCAGAACUGUGUUUACCCGCGUGUCCCCAGCAAUACAGCCCAUCGUCGAGGUGCUAGCUCCUCCGGCUCGGGUGAAACAAAGGGAGCCCAUGAAGAGUCUGGUUCAACUCCCUGGUCACAAUCCCCAAUCACAACCCAGGAUCACGAUCAUGUCCAGAACGCGGACGCAUCCAAUUCACUAACCCACGCCAAUGAUGACCAUCAGUUAAUGCAUGUCGAUAUUCCCACAAACCAAAAUGGGCAACCCCGAGAAGAGCAAGAGGCAAUACAUGCUGUUGUAACUUCGCGAGACGGUGCAGCUACAUCAACCGCUUCUUCCUCGGCCGCCAACAUCGAAAACGCCACAGCAAUUUGGGUUGACCUCCUACUAAAAGAUGCUGCAGCACAGAAUGUUGACAUCGGGGACCUAAAUUUCGAUUCAGAGACUCUCAAUAUAUUUGGGAACUCGGUCAUACAAUCACCAGCGGAGUCACAUUCUGCCAAUACACAACUCCAACCACAUGAUCAAAGCUCCCCUCCAACUAAGAACCCCUACUUGCUCGACCGGAUACCCCCUCCCCUGCAAAGCCAGCGCUUCGAAAAGCAAGCCUGGCACUCCGAUCUCCCGCUUCAGAUAUCAUCCGAGGAACUAUUGGUUUUCCAGAAUUUCGUGCGAAACAUCAGCCUCUGGAUGGACCUGUUUGAUCCCAAGAGGCCAUUCGCUACUCAUGUACCACAUCUGGCAAGACAUAAUGUCGGGUUAAUGAACGCAGUCUUGGCACUCUCGGUGCGCCAUCUAUCUUUAACCACCGACGCAACUGGAGUACCUCGGCGCGACCCGAAUGAUGCCUUACGGUACUAUGCCAAGACCCUCCAUUACAUUCAAGAAGCCAUGCAUUUCGACACCUAUAAGACAAGCCUGGAGCUGCUUUCCACCUCUUCGAUCGUGUCGGCGUACGAGAUGCUGGACGGCUCAGGACCAGAUUGGGGCAGGCACCUCAAAGGAGUCUUCUGGAUCCAGCGUUCCCAAGUCAUCCACGGGGACUCAAAUGGCCUGCAGCAAGCCGUGUGGUGGGCUUGGCUCUGUCAGGACGUCUGGGCAGCAUUUCGAGAAAACCGCCGGCCUUACACAUUCUGGCGGCCAACAAGGACGCUGGAUGAGCUUGACCCCUACGAACUCUCUGCCCGUUCUGCCUACUUCUUUGCCCAAGUAGUAGGCUUCUGUUCUCGAGAGGAGAUGGAGUUAGCUAAAUCUGAUAUCCUAGGUAGAAGAUCUCGAGCAGAGGUUCUGUGGGAAAAUCUGGAGGAGUGGAAAGGAUAUUUGACCGCAGAAUUUGAGCCACUCCCAUGGCCGAGCUCCCCCGAUGACCCAUUCGAUCCAAUAUGGAUCAACCCGCCAGCAUUUGCUGUUGCCAUCCAACUCUACUAUUGUUCACGUAUAUUACUGCUUUUAAAUCGACCGCAGUUCGGAGGGCUUGAACUGUACGCCCAACAACGCACGACGUUGAUGGGCUACAUCAAGAAGGUCUGUGGGAUAGCCAUGACGCUCACGGACUACCCGUCGAGUGUGAUGUGCUCGCAGUGCCUGUUCAUCGCUGGCCUCCCAAUCGAAGGUAGACGCCAGCGAAAUUGCGUCUUGGAUUUGCUCGAAAAUUGUAGAAAGCGAUCGGGAUGGCCAGUCAAGUCGUUGGGCGAAGAACUCAAAGUUCGAUGGGAUAAGUUUGGGGACGGAGGAUAAUAUACUGGUCUGUUUGGACCAGUAUUAGAGCUCGUCAAAAUGGCGUGGUAAAUGGUCCUUACCGUUAUCCUCCCUACUAAUCGACAGCAGUCCUACCCCGCACCAUGAAUCUGCACGUAUCUACUAGUCUGGCAUGGAAUAGAGAUGAUUUAUCCUCGAUCGUGAUUGUCGUAGCGAAGAGCGAGGCGAAUCAGGAACUUCUAGUGGGGACAAGUGUCGUCUCGAGGGUCUAGCGAAUGGGAGUCAUGACUCCCCCAAGAGGAGCAAGCAUUGCAUGAAAGGGCGGCACGCGAGAACCAAAGAUGAAGUACCUGGAGAAACGGAGUCCUCGUCCCAGGGGAUAGCACGACAACCGCCUCCUCGUCACAUUUACGGUGGCCCUCAGGAAGCGGAAACCCCCUGUAUUUUUGUUAGCUUGGUACCAUUUGCAGGGCGAUGAACUCAACAGCGAAUUCACAAUAAACCUGAGUACAUGGCUAG